AUGUAUAACAAAAUCUAUAAAAUGAAUGCUGUUAAAAUCCCAUUAUCAGAAUUAAAUACAAGGCUGGUUACAUUAGGAUUAUCUCCGAAUUGGACAAUAAGAGAGACUGGUUUGAAGGGAUAUACUUUAAGAAGAAAGUAUACCUUCUCCAAUUUUGAAGCCACUUGGUCCUUUCUUAUUCAGGUUUCCAUGAGAGCUCAUCUGUGGGGUCAUCAUCCUACAAUCCAUACUAUCUAUAACAAAGUGGAAUUAGAAUUGAUUACACAUGAUCUUGAUAAUGGUUGUAUAUCAGAUAUCGACCUUAAAUUGGCAAAACAAAUUGAAUCAUAUAUAAAUUUAUACAAGUCACAAGAAAAUGGGCAAAUACUAAUGAAUAAACAGUAA
Molecule: messenger RNA, 384 nt
Organism: Arxiozyma heterogenica
Lineage: Eukaryota; Fungi; Ascomycota; Saccharomycetes; Saccharomycetales; Saccharomycetaceae
Gene: MCO14
Product: 4a-hydroxytetrahydrobiopterin dehydratase
Exons: 1
Coding region: 1-384 (127 amino acids)
Biological process (GO): tetrahydrobiopterin biosynthetic process
Molecular function (GO): 4-alpha-hydroxytetrahydrobiopterin dehydratase activity
Source: RefSeq, a predicted model, not a curated record